This is a messenger RNA of Candida dubliniensis CD36, 945 nucleotides long. Its product is annotated as mitochondrial 37S ribosomal protein mS45. The transcript has 2 exons. The record is from RefSeq and is a predicted model, not a curated record. Gene Ontology annotation, cellular component: mitochondrial small ribosomal subunit. Gene Ontology annotation, biological process: mitochondrial translation. Gene Ontology annotation, molecular function: structural constituent of ribosome. NCBI's taxonomy places the organism in Eukaryota, Fungi, Ascomycota, Pichiomycetes, Serinales, Debaryomycetaceae. The coding region runs from base 1 to 945 and encodes 314 amino acids.
AUGGUUGUGGGGAAGUCUAAUAUAAUACUGCAGUCGAGACAUUUAUCUUCUACUUCAACAUGUUUAAGAUUUAAUAGAAGAGCAACAAUGGAUAAGACUGUAUUGUUGAAAGAAGCUAAACAGUUUUUUGGACCAACUAAUGUCAAAGGUGAUCAUUGUAAAAACAAAUUUUUUUAUCCAUCCCAAAACAAUAGACCAAAUUAUAUAGUGAAUGAUGGGAAACCUUUGGUUGGUGAUCAAUUUCCAACCAAAAGACCAGGAAGAAGUUAUAAUAAUAGAGAAAGAAACCCUACAAUACAUCCUUUCCCUAAUAAUACUUACACGAAAACAGCAUAUUUAAUACCAGAAAAUAUAAAGGAUAAAAUGGUUGAAGACGCAACUACUAAUGGAUUACAUCCUCAAGAAAUUGCUCAUAAAUAUAGUAUCAAUCUUUUAAGAGUAGAAGCAAUUUUGAAAUUAAGAGAAAUUGAAAGCAAAUAUGUUCCAGAUGAAAAUAUUGCUCAAGAUUUAAACCGAUAUGCUGCCAUUAUGAAGCGUAUGUUCCCAUUAUUCAAAGGUGGGUAUAGUGCUGAUAACUUGACGGAAAUUCCAACUCCUCAUAAAACAUUACAAGAUCGAUUUUUGACCAUUGAAGAAUCUGAACCUUUUGGUCCAGUUGAUGCUGCUAGAAUAUUGAAAUUAGAACCUGCUGAAGAUACAUUGAAGAAAUUAACUGAAUUUGAUGUUGAACAAGCUAAAGCUCAACAAGAAGAAUUGGAUAGAAAGAAAGUUGAUGUAAUUUAUGGUAAGAGAAGAGAAGGAGAAAAAUCAUUAUUCAAAUUCACUAUGAAAGAAGUUGGUAAUUUUGGUCAUCGUUAUGGUGCCUCUAGAAGAGAUAGAAAGAAAGAUAGAGCAAUUGGUUUUGACGCUUCUGGUAAGAUGAUCUAUCUCCACCCUGAACAAUAA